GCGCCGGGCGUCUGCACUCGGGAGGCCCCGCUUGUUCCCCGCGCCCGCGGCGGUCCGCGUUCCCCGCCUCCAGCCCGCCUCCAACUUGCGGCCGCCGGGCUUGGCUGCGAGAGCGCCGCGAAGAGGCAGCGGGGCGCGGGUGGACUGGGGCUGGAGGUGCGCGUCCCGUGGGGUGGCAAGGCGGCAGCUCCUGGCGCUGCGGGCGUCCUCACAGGAACAGACUUUGACCCAGAACACAGAACCUCACUUGUCAACAAGAACCUUCUGGAAGAGAAGACUGGCAGAAUAUUUUUUAAGUACUAAGACUUGCCUGUGAUGUGGUCUCUGCACAUAGUACUAAUGAGGUGCUCCUUCAGAUUGACCAAGUCCUUGGCCACAGGUCCCUGGUCACUUAUACUCAUUCUCUUUUCUGUACAAUAUGUAUAUGGGAGUGGAAAGAAAUACGUUGGUCCUUGCGGAGGAAGAGAUUGCUCUGUUUGCCACUGUGUUCCUGAAAAGGGGUCUCGGGGUCCACCAGGACCACCAGGGCCACAGGGUCCAAUUGGACCCCUGGGAGCCCCAGGACCCAUUGGGCUUUCAGGAGAGAAAGGAAUGAGAGGGGACCGUGGCCCUCCUGGAGCAGCAGGGGACAAAGGAGAUAAGGGUCCAACUGGUGUUCCUGGAUUUCCAGGUUUAGAUGGCAUACCUGGGCACCCAGGGCCUCCUGGACCCAGAGGCAAACCUGGUGUGAGUGGCCACAAUGGCUCAAGAGGUGACCCAGGGUUUCCAGGAGGAAGAGGAGCUCUUGGCCCAGGAGGCCCCCUAGGCCAUCCUGGGGAAAAGGGAGAAAAAGGAAAUACAGUGUUCAUUUUAGGUGCCGUUAAAGGUAUUCAGGGAGACAGAGGGGACCCAGGACUGCCUGGCUUACCAGGAUCUUGGGGUGCAGGAGGACCGGCGGGUCCCAGAGGAUAUCCUGGAGAGCCAGGGUUAGUGGGACCUCCGGGCCAACCAGGGCGUCCAGGUUUGAAGGGAAAUCCCGGUGUGGGAGUAAAGGGGCAAAUGGGAGACCCGGGUGAGGUUGGUCAGCAAGGUUCUCCUGGACCCACCCUGUUGGUAGAGCCACCUGACUUUUGUCUCUAUAAAGGAGAAAAGGGUAUAAAAGGAAUUCCUGGAAUGAUUGGACUGCCAGGACCACCAGGACGCAAGGGAGAAUCUGGUAUUGGGGCAAAAGGAGAAAAAGGUAUUCCUGGAUUUCCAGGGCCUCGGGGGGAUCCUGGUUCCUAUGGAUCUCCAGGUUUUCCAGGAUUAAAGGGAGAACUAGGACUGGUUGGAGAUCCUGGGCUAUUUGGAUUAAUUGGCCCAAAGGGGGAUCCUGGAAAUCGAGGGCACCCAGGACCACCAGGUGUUUUGGUGACUCCACCUCUUCCACUCAAAGGCCCACCAGGGGACCCGGGGUUCCCUGGCCGCUAUGGAGAAACAGGGGAUGUUGGACCACCUGGUCCCCCAGGUCUCUUGGGCAGACCAGGGGAAGCCUGUGCAGGCAUGAUAGGACCCCCUGGGCCACAAGGAUUUCCUGGUCUUCCUGGGCUUCCAGGAGAAGCUGGUAUUCCUGGGAGACCUGAUUCUGCUCCAGGAAAACCAGGGAAGCCAGGAUCACCUGGCUUGCCUGGAGCACCAGGCCUGCAGGGCCUCCCAGGAUCAAGUGUGAUAUACUGUAGUGUUGGGAACCCUGGACCACAAGGAAUAAAAGGCAAAGUGGGUCCCCCAGGAGGAAGAGGCUCAAAAGGAGAAAAAGGAAAUGAAGGACUCUGUGCCUGUGAGCCUGGACCCAUGGGCCCCCCUGGCCCUCCAGGACUUCCUGGGAGGCAAGGGAGUAAGGGAGACUUGGGGCUCCCUGGCUGGCUUGGAACAAAAGGUGACCCAGGACCUCCUGGUGCUGAAGGACCUCCAGGGCUACAAGGAAAGCAUGGUGCCUCCGGACCACCUGGCAACAAAGGGGCGAAGGGUGACAUGGUUGUAUCAAGAGUUAAAGGGCACAAAGGAGAAAGAGGUCCUGAUGGGCCCCCAGGAUUUCCAGGGCAGCCAGGAUCACAUGGUCGGGAUGGACAUGCUGGAGAAAAAGGGGAUCCAGGACCCCCAGGGGAUCAUGAAGAUGCGACCCCAGGUGGUAAAGGAUUUCCUGGACCUCUGGGCCCCCCGGGCAAAGCAGGACCUGUGGGGCCCCCAGGACUGGGAUUUCCUGGUCCACCAGGAGAGCGAGGCUACCCAGGAGUUCCAGGCCACCCAGGUGUGAGGGGCCCUGAUGGCUUGAAGGGUCAGAAAGGUGACACAAUUUCUUGCAACGUAACCUACCCUGGGAGGCAUGGCCCUCCAGGUUUUGAUGGACCUCCAGGUCCGAAGGGAUUUCCAGGUCCCCAAGGUGCCCCUGGGCUGAGUGGUUCAGAUGGGCAUAAAGGCAGACCUGGCACACCAGGAACAGCGGAAAUACCAGGUCCACCUGGUUUUCGUGGUGACAUGGGAGAUCCGGGUUUUGGAGGUGAAAAGGGGUCCUCCCCUGUUGGGCCCCCAGGCCCUCCCGGCUCACCAGGAGUGAAUGGUCAGAAAGGAAUCCCGGGAGACCCUGCAUUUGGUCACCUGGGACCCCUGGGAAAGAGGGGUCUUUCAGGAGUGCCAGGGAUAAAAGGACCCAGAGGUGAUCCGGGAUGUCCAGGGGCUGAAGGGCCAGCUGGCAUUCCUGGAUUCCCAGGUCUCAAAGGUCCCAAAGGCAGAGAGGGACAUGCUGGGUUUCCAGGUGUCCCAGGUCCACCUGGCCAUUCCUGUGAAAGAGGUGCUCCAGGGAUACCAGGGCAACCGGGACUCCCUGGGUAUCCAGGUAGCCCAGGUGCUCCAGGUGGGAAAGGACAGCCGGGAGAUGUGGGGCCUCCCGGGCCAGCUGGAAUGAAAGGCCUCCCCGGACUCCCAGGACGGCCUGGGGCACAUGGUCCCCCAGGCCUCCCAGGAAUCCCAGGUCCCUUUGGAGAUGAUGGGCUACCUGGUCCUCCAGGUCCAAAGGGACCCCGGGGGCUGCCUGGUUUCCCAGGUUUUCCUGGAGAAAGAGGAAAGCCUGGUGCAGAGGGAUGUCCUGGCACAAAGGGAGAACCUGGAGAGAAGGGCAUGUCUGGCCUUCCCGGAGACCAGGGACUGAGAGGGGCCAAAGGAGCCAUAGGACCUCCUGGAGAUGAAGGAGAAAUGGCUAUCAUUUCCCAAAAGGGAACACCUGGGGAACCUGGACCUCCUGGAGAUGAUGGAUUCCCAGGAGAAAGAGGUGAUAAAGGAACUCCCGGGAUGCAAGGGAGAAGAGGAGAGCCGGGAAGAUACGGACCACCUGGAUUUCACAGAGGGGAACCUGGUGAGAAAGGUCAGCCAGGGCCUCCUGGACCCCCAGGCCCUCCAGGCUCAACUGGUCUAAGAGGGUUCAUUGGUUUUCCAGGACUUCCAGGUGACCAGGGUGAGCCAGGUUCUCCAGGUCCUCCUGGAUUUUCAGGAAUUGAUGGAGCAAGAGGACCUAAAGGAAACAAAGGUGACCCUGCCAGUCACUUUGGUCCACCUGGUCCGAGGGGUGAGCCAGGUAGCCCUGGAUGUCCAGGGCAUUUUGGAGCAUUCGGAGAGCAGGGCUUGCCUGGUAUUCAAGGGCCCAGAGGAUCACCUGGAAGGCCAGGGCCACCUGGCUCCUCUGGACCACCAGGAUGCCCAGGUGAUCACGGGAUGCCUGGGCUGAGGGGACAGCCAGGAGAAAUGGGAGACCCUGGGCCAAGAGGCCUCCAGGGGGAUCCAGGGAUACCAGGUCCUCCGGGAAUAAAAGGUCCCUCCGGAUCACCUGGCCUGAACGGCUUGCAUGGAUUGAAAGGUCAGAAAGGAACUAAAGGUGCUUCAGGUUUGCAUGAUGUGGGGCCACCUGGUCCAGUGGGAAUACCUGGGCUAAAAGGGGAGAGAGGAGACCCUGGGAGCCCAGGAAUCUCUCCUCCAGGUCCUUGUGGAGAAAAAGGUCCCCCAGGUCCCCCAGGGAGAUCAGGACCACCUGGUCCUGCAGGUGCCACAGGAAGAGCUCCUAAGGACAUUCCUGACCCGGGUCCACCUGGAGAUCAGGGACCUCCUGGUCCUGAUGGCCCAAGAGGAGCACCUGGGCCUCCAGGCCUCCCUGGGAGUGUUGACCUUCUGAGAGGGGAGCCAGGUGACUGUGGUCUACCAGGGCCACCAGGUCCCCCUGGCCCCCCAGGCCCUCCAGGAUACAAAGGCUUUCCAGGAUGUGAUGGAAAAGAUGGCCAGAAAGGACCAAUGGGAUUCCCGGGACCGCAGGGACCACAUGGAUUUCCUGGGCCACCUGGAGAGAAGGGUUUACCUGGACCUCCAGGGAGAAAAGGGCCCACUGGUCUUCCAGGUCCCAGAGGUGAACCGGGGCCACCUGCAGAUGUGGAUGACUGUCCCCGAAUCCCAGGCCUUCCUGGGGCGCCAGGCAUGAGAGGACCAGAAGGAGCCAUGGGGCUCCCUGGAAUGAGAGGCCCCCCAGGACCAGGGUGCAAAGGAGAGCCUGGGCUGGAUGGCAGGAGGGGUGUGGAUGGCGUCCCUGGGUCUCCUGGGCCUCCCGGACGUAAAGGUGACACAGGAGAAGACGGCUACCCUGGAGGACCAGGGCCUCCUGGUCCCAUUGGGGAUCCUGGGCCCAAAGGGUUUGGCCCUGGAUACCUCGGUGGCUUCCUCCUGGUUCUCCACAGUCAGACGGACCAGGAGCCCACCUGCCCCCUGGGCAUGCCCAGGCUCUGGACUGGGUAUAGUCUGUUAUACCUGGAAGGGCAAGAGAAAGCUCACAAUCAAGACCUUGGUCUGGCAGGGUCUUGCCUUCCCGUGUUUAGCACGCUGCCCUUUGCCUACUGCAACAUCCACCAGGUGUGCCACUAUGCCCAGAGAAACGACAGAUCCUACUGGCUGGCCAGCGCUGCGCCCCUCCCCAUGAUGCCACUCUCUGAAGAGGCGAUCCGCCCCUAUGUCAGCCGCUGUGUGGUAUGCGAGGCCCCGGCCCAGGCGGUGGCGGUGCACAGCCAGGACCAGUCCAUCCCCCCAUGUCCGCAGACCUGGAGGAGCCUCUGGAUCGGAUAUUCAUUCCUGAUGCACACAGGAGCUGGGGACCAAGGAGGAGGGCAGGCCCUUAUGUCACCUGGCAGCUGCCUGGAAGAUUUCAGAGCAGCACCAUUCCUUGAAUGCCAGGGCCGGCAGGGAACUUGCCACUUUUUUGCAAAUAAGUAUAGCUUCUGGCUCACAACGGUGAAAGCAGACUUGCAGUUUUCCUCUGCUCCAGCACCAGACACCUUAAAAGAAAGCCAGGCCCAACGCCAGAAAAUCAGCCGGUGCCAGGUCUGCGUGAAGUAUAGCUAGAGAAUGCGAAAUUCACCAACACGUGGCCAAGAGAAACUUCCUAGGGGGCUAAGACUUCCUAGACUGUGCUAAGAGACGUCAUGGUGCUCAUUUUGGACUCCCUUUCAGUGGUUCCUUCUGUUUUGUCGUGGUUAUUCCCAGAGUCCUCUGGUUCCUUACACAUUAAGCAAAUGCUGCACGGAUGGAUUUGUUUGGACCUUCCAAUCUAGAUGGAACCUAGAUACUCUUAUUUUACUGAGGAUGAUCGAAGAACUGGCUUUAUUUAAAAAUAUGCUAAUUCUCAGAAAGGCAAGUAGAUGAUAAAGGCCAGAUUACAAAUUACAUUCUGAAAACUUCAUUCGUGGGUUAACAGUAUCUCAAACAAUUGAAGUCAAUUACUCUAUAAUACAGUGGGCUUCUGGAUGGAUUUUAUAGGAAAAAAUAAACAGGUCAAUGAAUGAAACUAGAAAGCAGAGAUUUUCAACAUUUCAAAAUGAUUUCCUCUGUAAUCUAUUUUUCCAUAUACUUUAAAUAAUGGUAAAACCAUGACCCAAAGAGAGAUUUUUUUUUUAAAGAAGAAAAAAAAAAUUCACACUGCCAGCGUUAACAGUUCCUUUCAAAGGAGAAUGAAUCAUGAUGGCAGGAAGGCCCACAGUCGCCGUAUUCCAGAGAUGCGACAUUAGCAUAAACACAUCACAGAUGAAUAUAAAACAUUAUGUUCUCUUCUGCAUUUUUCAGAGAAUAGAAAUGCCUACUUUGGCAACCCUUUUGAAAAGUAGCAAUUAUGGAAAAAAAAUAUUCAAUAAGAGAUUAGGAGCCUAAAAGCUAUUAGUGAAUAUUAAGGUAGUUAUUCACAAAAAUUGACUCCCCAUUGCAGUGAACUUCCAGACAGACUGCUUUUCCCCAGUCGGGGUCCGGCGUGUCACCGGUGCGUGCGUGCUAAUGGGACUGGCGCUACAUGGGGCUCACUCAGGCAGGCACGCGCUUCAUACAAAGCAUCUCACUCCCCUCCCCAGGAGAGCCUGCACAGCUUCUUGCACUCACAACGGACACUUUGCUCCACACACAUAAUGGCAGCUCACACAGGGACGUGACAGAGCUAUCAUUAUGCACUUGGGAGAAAAUUAAGGGCCGACUUAAUUAAACUUAGGUAAGAAGAUUCAUUUAAGUCAGGGUUACCCCAUCAGGAGGACAUGGCACUAUCUUUAAACGAAACAAAGACAAUUUAUAAUUUGAAUUUUAUGCUCCCGUGGUUGGCUGUUACAGGAGCAUCCCAUUUUGCCAAUUUUAAAGACAUUCUUAUAUUUCAUAUCAGUCUUGUACCAAGGCAACAGUUUGACAUUUGGCAUUAGUAUUUUCUAAAAAAGUUUAGAAUGUGUGUCAAUUUAUAAUGAUUAUUUUUUCUGUAAAGCAAAAGAUCCCUUUUUCUAUUUUGCUAGGAAUUUGGUGAUCUAAUCCUAAAUUUAAAAGAUUUGUUGGAAAAAAUUUUUAGGAAACUCACCUUCCUCAUCUAAAAGAAAAAGGCAUUUUAGAGAAAACUAAAGAAAUUUCUCAGGAGCGUGACACUCAUUUUAGUGCUUUGUUUCCGUGCACUUAAAAAUAAUUGAGAAGAAAAACUCAAUUAAAAUUUUGUUUAUAAGAAAUGUUUUCCUUGCCAAACCUUGAUUUGUAAUGAGCUCUUAUAUGCAGAACACAUUUCAAAUGAGUUUUGCUAUGGGCUGCCCCCGGGGUGGCAAUUUAUUUUAAGAGUAUUUUCUGGUAAAAAGAAAAAUGUGUAUUUUAAGAUGAAAUAUUUUCUUGAUGUAGCAGAAUAUUUCCUAGUUCAUUUGACCCAUUUGAUAUUUUUUAAACCAUGCUCUGGCAUGUUGAAUAUUUUUGUGCACCUAAAACUUAAGCCAAUUUCAAUCUUAUUUGUGAUUACCUUUCUCCUUCCAAAAAAGUUUUAUCUAUUACCAAAAGUCAACCCUCCUAAAAGUUCAACUUGUUCAUCUUGAACUUGGCCUGAGAACAUUUUCUGGGAAGAGGUAAGGGUGACAAACGGAACAUCAGAAACGUAUCUUGCUUGCUAAUUAUUUUAAACACUUUAAUGUUGGUACUAGAAUAUUAUCUUCAUAAGUUAAUACAUAAGUAAAAAAAAAAUCCACACAAACACAGGCUAAAUUAUGUAGACAGUUUACUCCACAGUGAGCUUGGGAAGGUAUCAGACUGUUCAAAAUGUUAGUAUUACAAGAGCUGUCUCUAAAUGCAGCAUUAACACUGCCCUCUAAUUUUACAGAAGUA
Molecule: messenger RNA, 7647 nt
Organism: Gorilla gorilla gorilla (western lowland gorilla)
Lineage: Eukaryota; Metazoa; Chordata; Mammalia; Primates; Hominidae
Gene: COL4A4
Product: collagen type IV alpha 4 chain
Exons: 48
Coding region: 316-5388 (1690 amino acids)
Biological process (GO): extracellular matrix organization
Cellular component (GO): collagen trimer
Molecular function (GO): extracellular matrix structural constituent conferring tensile strength
Source: RefSeq, a predicted model, not a curated record